Messenger RNA from Coprinopsis cinerea okayama7#130, 621 nucleotides. RefSeq names its product iron-sulfur cluster assembly accessory protein Isa2. Gene Ontology annotation, cellular component: mitochondrion. Gene Ontology annotation, molecular function: 2 iron, 2 sulfur cluster binding; iron ion binding; 4 iron, 4 sulfur cluster binding. Gene Ontology annotation, biological process: iron-sulfur cluster assembly. The transcript has 5 exons. Lineage: Eukaryota; Fungi; Basidiomycota; Agaricomycetes; Agaricales; Psathyrellaceae. Bases 1 to 621 code for a protein of 206 amino acids. The record is from RefSeq and is a predicted model, not a curated record.
AUGCUCAAUAUCUCUUUUAGAGUCUCUGGUUUUGGCUUUUGGCUCCAGAGUCUUUCAGUCUCUGCGCUCUCUGGCCCGGCUCCCGCACAGGCAUCAUAUAUCGUCAAUACCAAACCGCACCAGACAGCCUCUACAGCAGUUGACGACGACAAGGCCAAACGUAAAGUCGUUCUCGGCUUCUGCUUCAUGUCGAGCAGCGGUCGCGACACAGGUGCCUUCUCAGCCGACAAAGAAGAGGAGAUUGAUGUUGAACCCAUACCACCAGAGCAAGUGAAGCUCGUUAUAACUGAUAGGGCAGCUGAGCAACUUAAAUCAAUAGCGAAUCGCGAGAAGGACCCCGAAGCUGCGCUACGGAUAGCAGUAGAGUCAGGAGGAUGCCACGGGUAUCAAUACAAGAUGGAGCUAGCAAAGAGUCGUGCUCCUGAUGAUUAUCAUUUCACGCAUCCAACGAUCAAGCCAGCAAAUAUAUUUGUGGACGCGGUUUCGUUGACGUUACUGAACGGUUCUACUAUCGACUUUGCAACGGAGCUCAUUGGAAGCAGCUUUAGAGUCGACGACAAUCCUCAAGCUAAAGGCGCGGGAUGUGGAUGCGGUGUCAGUUGGGAACUCAAGGACUCAUGA